This is a messenger RNA of Blastomyces dermatitidis ER-3, 2846 nucleotides long. RefSeq lists its product as uncharacterized. Lineage: Eukaryota; Fungi; Ascomycota; Eurotiomycetes; Onygenales; Ajellomycetaceae. The transcript has 2 exons. The record is from RefSeq and is a predicted model, not a curated record. The coding region runs from base 306 to 707 and encodes 133 amino acids.
AGAACUUAUAUCAAGAAAUGUAUACGACCUGAUCAAAUAAGAUUAAAUGUGAAAUUCAUGGUUUCACUGGCCAGUUUAAUUGAUGAUCAUGUUCACUCUGCUUGAAUAUCUUUCAGUUGUUAACCUCAGUUUGAAUGAAGAUUUGGAGGGCAUUGAGAAAUGGACAGAUUUUACCUAUGAAAACUUGAUUGCUAUUUCUAGGCGAUGCCCUCACUCAGCCAUAUCAGUUUGACCCCCCUGCACCAGUUCUACGCUCCGCUUGUGUGUAUUCUCAAUAAGCCAACUGUUACUGCUGUCCUCUUGAAAUGGAAUCAUACCAUUGUCGACUGCGCUCUGGAGCUAGCAUCCAAGGCAUCAAGUACCAUCCCAGCGAUGGACUUCAGGCAAUCACUCUAGCCUUUGUGGCGAGACAGUUUUGCCGGACUGGGUUGGAAUUUAUGGGCUUUCCCCCCAGCAAUCGGGUUCCGGGUGAUACCAAAGUGUCUGGGAAGUGGAACACACAGCAACACGAUCACUCAAAACAAGAGGAAUUCUAUAAACCACUCCGUCAAGUGGUUCACUACGCGAAGCUGUUCAAUACCAGAUACGCUUAUAUCAUAUCAGACAAAGAAUUAGUUUGUAUUUCGAAUAUCAGGAUGAUUGAAACAGAGCACAUCAAUGUAUGGUGGACUACUGAUUCAGUCGAGGAGGCAAAAAAAAUUACGUGACGAUAUAGUCUUUAGCACAUGCAUUCAUACCAGAAGUCCGGCAAGUAUCAUAUACACGAACAUGGAAAGAAAUGAAGGAGCAGAGCUCUUUAUUACAUAUCCAAUCACCUAAAUAUUGAAACAGGGGGUUCAGACUAUGCCAAGCAAUGUUUCAGCUCACCCGUCGGUUUUCGCUCCAGCACGGCACGACACCGUUUCCCUUGACCAUUCACAUAUUACACCAGACCACUAACUCAUCUCCAUUAUUCCUUCCCCUUAGGACAGUACCUAUUAAACCGGUCCGCGAACUAUCAGUGCCAACAACGAAUGCGCCACUUCUGCUGCUGCAAGUACCGUUGAUUCACCAGCCGUAUCAUAGAUGGGUGCAACUUCAACAACAUCGGCGCCGACGACCUGGAUUUCGCUCUCUACAAGUGCAUCGAGGAUUGUGAGAAGUUCACGGGUACUGAAUCCCCCAGGCUCCGAGGUUCCCGUUGCUUUGAUAGACAAAAUUAGCGACAGAAAAAUUUAAGACCAAAGAUGGCGACAGACGUCCAGCCGAAGAAAGGAAGUUGAUUCAAGCACGAAAGGUGGAAAGAAUACAUACCAGGUGCGAAUGCCGGGUCCAAAACGUCAAUAUCAACACUUAUGUAAGCCUUGUUAUUCCCGACGCGCUUUUUAAUCUUCUCCACUAUGCCACUUGUGCCGAUGUGGUCAAUGUCGCGGGCUGUGAUGAUGUCGAAACCGCACCGGAUAUCAUUUUCUAUGUCUUUUUUGGGCCGCACGACGGGCGCGCGAAUGCCGACAUGUAUGGAGGAUGAGUUGAGGACGAGGCCCUGUGACUCGAUAGUGUGAGGGGAAAGAAUCCCGGGGAGCAGAUGUAUUACAACAGGCACAAUGAAAACGGGAGUAUGUCUACUUACCUCCUCAUGGGCGAUAUGAAGGAAUGUGCCGUGAUUGACACCUCUGGAUGUGAAUGUGAGUUAAAAGUUGUCAGCGGGAUGACUUUUCGCAGGUGCCAUAAACUCACGCAUAAUUUGAAAUGCCGCCACCUAUGCUCAGAUUUAGUUUACGUAUUACUAUGGCCAAAUACAGAGCUGGAUAUGUGAAAGUGUAUGUGUACCUAACACAGAAGGGUCCCAUGUGUCUGAAAUUUUGCGGAGGGUGUUCCAUUAGUCAACGCAUUCCUCGGAAAUCAUGGAAUACAGCCCCCUCAACUUCAUGUUAGGGUCUCGGAAGUGGGAAAAUACCAACCGAUAUGACUGUCAAAAUGAAUGACGGCGACUGGGCCCCAAUGCUUAUAUGUUGAUCGUAACGCUGGCAGUGUUGUCGUGUGGUCACCACCGAGGGUGAUGAUGCGAGGGACCCUCGUAACAUCAGACGCAUUGGCGGGUCGGGAUGAAACCACCUGUGGGAAAAUGUGAGAUCUGGAAACAAUGCACGAUUACGGUGGAGAUGGCGGAGAGCUCUUCUCUCAAUCCCAAAGACGUUUGUUGUUCAUCACAUUGAAAGAAAAAAACUGCCAUGCAUGGGAUUGGACAGGAACCAUCUAACGCCAGCUUACAGAGUACAAUGAAGCAACUCACCUUAUGCGCCUUGUCAAGUUGCUUCAAAGCGACGGUAUUAUCCAAGAAAGUCAAAGGAACGUCUCCGCAAUCAACAAUGCUUGCCCAACUCUGGAAGACAUUUUCUCCAGUGUAGAUACUCCAGGCACCAUCUGGUCUAAUGCGCUGAGAACCCCGGCGGAUUCCUCCCGGACCAAAUCUCGCACCAGGACGAGCAGUUACACCCUGUAAAUUCGUGAAGAAAUCAAUAAACAAUCAGUAAUAUAAAUUGCAAAUCUACCAAUGUAGCCGGUAGAGACAAUAUUGUUCACUUGUGGCAGAGCUUGCGCAUACCGUAUCAAAAGGGGCACCCAUAAACGCAAUAUCAUAUCGUUGCUUCUCUGCUUCGCUAUCCACAAAGCAAUUGACAUAUGGUACAUUUGCGAAGGUCAUCAGCCCGGAGAACUGACUGCCAGACACAAUAUCGAUGGUAUUCUCCAGUCCAAGCGGUGCUUGUGACGCGGAGCCAUGAAUGGCUGCAACUGGAGGAAACACAAUGUCUGCAGCUCGGUUUAACUCCGCCAACAGCUGGAGCAGAAACAGGGAAUGGCGCAUG